GUACUACUGUAGUAGAGUAGGGGACCCGUAUCAAAUCAACCAUCGCCGGCCGCCGCCGCCGCCGCCGCUCCAAUCCCGAUCCCGAUUCGAUUCGAUUCGAUUCGAUUCCGGCGGCCGCCCGCCCUCUCCUCUCCUCUCCCCUCCCCUCCGGACCACCGCGUUCGGCGAUGCGCGGCGGGCGCUCGGGGGGCGGCGGCGGGCUGCGGAACCCGUGCCUGACGAUGCACCAGCCGUGGGCAUCGCUGCUGGUGCACGGCAUCAAGCGCGUGGAGGGCCGCUCCUGGCCGUCGCCGGUCACCGGCCGCCUCUGGAUCCACGCCGCCUCCAAGGUGCCCGACCCCGACACCGUCGCCGCCAUGGAGGACUUUUACCGGGAGAUCUACGCCGUCGACGGCGUCCACCACAUCGACUUCCCCCGCCACUACCCCGUAUCCCGCCUCCUCGGGUGCGUCGAGGUGGUCGGCUGCGUCAGGUCCGAGGAGCUCGUCUGCUGGGAGGACGUGCCUCAAUCAGUCCGGCUUGAAGGCUUGACUGACUUCUGCUGGCUAUGCGAGAAUCCCCAGAAGCUGGUGGUUCCCUUCGAGAUGCGCGGUUACCAGGGUGUGUACAAUUUGGAGAGAAGGGUCUACGAGGGAGCAGCCAGGGGCCUUUCGCCUGUUCAAGGUCCACUGCCGGUCAAGUUCCCGCUUCCAGAUCCCAGAAACCCCUUAUCUCUCAAGCCGGGAUCUCUCAAUUUCGAGUCUUCAAAGUCCGUCGUGGUCAAGACUGAGAGUGUUUCUGCAGCAAUAGCCGGGGCUAGAGCUGCCGCGACUCAGUAUUCGAGGAAGGGUGCUAGUGCUGCCACUAGUAGUGAGAUUCAAACUCGAGGGAAAUCGAGAGAGAAUCAUGCCGAUAGCAGUUCAGGGAGUGGUACUCUGCCGUCUGCUGCCCAGAGGAGGAGUCCACCUCAUCCGCAAAACCACGAUCCAUCCCCUGUUGUCCACAACACUCCAUCCCAUCCGCAAAACCAGGAUCCAUCUCCUGUUGUCCAGAACAGUUCAUCCCAUCUGGUUAACCAGAAUCCAUCGCCUGUUAUCCAGAACAGCCCAUCCUACUCGCAAACUCGGAAUUCUCAGUAUAUUGCUCAGAGCAGUCCAUCCUACUCACAAACUCGGAAUCCUCAGUAUAUUGCUCAGAGCAGUCCAUCCUACUCGCAAACUCGGAAUCCUCAGUAUAUUGCUCAGAGCAGUCCAUCCUACUCGCAAACUCGGAAUCCUCAGUAUAUUGUUCAGAGCAGUCCAUCCUACUCGCAAACUCAGAAUCCUCAGUAUAUGGUUCAGAGCAGUCCAUCCUAUUCGCAAACUCAGAAUCCUCGGUAUAUGGUUCAGAGCACUCCAUCUUAUUCGCAGAACCAGAGUCAAUCGUCCAAUAUCCAGAGCACUCCAUUUUAUUUCCAUGACCAGAAUCAAUCGCCCAAUGCCCACAACAGCCCAUCCUAUUUCCAUUAUCAAAAUCAAUCUUCCACUGUCCACAACAGUCCAUCCUAUUCUCAUAACCAGAAUGCACUAUCCAAUGUCCAGAGCCGCCCAUCCCAUUUGCAAAACCAUAACCCAUCUCCCGUUGCCCAUAACAGUCCAUCAUUUUUGCAACACCAGAACGCCGAGCCUCGGAGAAGUCCCAGGCUACAGAGUGGAGCUCCCCACAGGCUCGUUGCAGUGGCGCUGAGAGACCUGAAGCAAUCAAGCUUGCGCGAGAGCGGGGAGCAGUCGUCAGCUCCCAGAAGCUGGCCUGAAUAAUCUGACGAUGAUUUAAGGUCCUUAUUCGUCGGUGCGGCAUUGUGUGACGAUACCGUCUCCUUCAAUUGUGUACAUUGUAGCAUUUACCUGUACGUUUCCGACUGAAGGUAGCAUAGCGUAGCAUGAUAGUGUGGUCGUGAAUGUGUAAGGGGCGGCGCUGUGCCGUGUCCUGUUGAGCUUUCACUGCAAGGCGUUGCAGGUCAUGUAUCUCAUGUAACAUACUGGAACUUUGUUUUUCAUUCUGAAAUAGUUCCUUCAUGUAUAUGAAUUCUAUCUUCUUCCAGGAA
This is a messenger RNA of Hordeum vulgare subsp. vulgare (domesticated barley), 2062 nucleotides long. RefSeq lists its product as uncharacterized. Gene Ontology annotation, molecular function: transcription coactivator activity. Gene Ontology annotation, biological process: positive regulation of DNA-templated transcription. Lineage: Eukaryota; Viridiplantae; Streptophyta; Magnoliopsida; Poales; Poaceae. Bases 168 to 1775 code for a protein of 535 amino acids. The record is from RefSeq and is a predicted model, not a curated record. Gene Ontology annotation, cellular component: nucleus. The transcript is spliced from 6 exons.